This is a messenger RNA of Medioppia subpectinata, 1674 nucleotides long. The record is from the annotation of a GenBank genome assembly. NCBI's taxonomy places the organism in Eukaryota, Metazoa, Arthropoda, Arachnida, Sarcoptiformes, Oppiidae.
CACUCAACUCUUCGUCACGUGAUAUCGAGAGUGCGUUUCGGCCAACAGUUGUGGCGCGAAGUGGACGACCAAUCGGAGGACGAGACGAAUGAUUUCCUCGGUUUCGGCCAAUCGGAGUGUCGACAGCCGUCGCGCGACUCAACAAUCGUUUCGGAGAAGAGUUUCGAGAAAACGCGAAGAAUUCAGGAAUUGCUUCGAAACCAAUGGGAGGAAAGGAUCCGCGCGCUCAACCAAUCGGCGGCCGUUGCCAUCGCGACGAAGAGCAUCGUCCGGAAGGCGCGCUUCGAGAUCAACAAACAGACGAUCGAAAAGAUCCGCAAAACCGCGCACCAGUCGUCACGUGACUCCUCGCCCGCCGCACCCGCGCGCGACUCCACUCAGAGGUCUGGUCAGCCGGGAUCCAUCACGUGCGCGAUCUGCGCGCAAACCAAGUUCUACUCGCACGUGCAGCGCCGCUACGGCGUGUUCAGUUGCGAAAGUUGUUCCAAAUUCUUCGCCAAAUUCCUAAAACAACCCAAACAAUACUUCUGCGCGCAAAACGGCGACUGUCCGCUGGGCGCCGCUGAGUGGCGGUCGUCGUCCGCCAGGUGUCGCGGCUGUUGGCUCAAAGUGUGUCUCCAGAAGUUCCGCGUCGCGCGUGACGUCAGAAACAGCGUCUGCCUCGAGUUCGCGCCCAAACUGCUGGCGCCCCCUAACGUCGCGCUCAUCACAGUGGACACGGGCGCCGCACAGCCCGGCCGCCCCGACGCGGCGCCCGGCCUCCUGAUGGUGGCGCGCUCUUCCGGGCCGCGCGUGAAACGCGUUUGUCGGACGGCGGGAACGGCGAGCGGUCUGCCGCGCGCCACGAAACGCGAUCUGACGCACAGCACGACGACCGACGACGACAUCGACGUCUACUUGUGUCUCAAGUCGUGUCCAUCGCGUGAUUGCAACAAAAACAUGACUUCAACAAUGUCUCGACAAUUGGCCACAGAUUCCGAGUUUUGCGCGAAACUCAAACUCCAGAGUGACGUCAGAUCAAAACACUUUUCGCUUCUUAUUUCACGUCUCGAUCUCUUCGAUGACUCCAUUGUUGCCGAAAACGCCAUCUUUUGGUCACAAAUCUGUUUGAAAAAUCUUUCAAAGGAAACGCAUUUCGCGAAUUCCGCGCGACUUUUGUCCGCAUUGUUGAACACUGUGUCGUGUCGUCACUCCUGUCGUCACGUGUCGUCGCAAUUGGCCGCCGCUAUUGUUGUGCCCGCGACUGACCUGCUGUUGGCCUCCAAUAGAGACCCCAUUGUUGUCGCGCGACUUCUUCUGCUAUUUAUUCGCGAUUUCUCUUCGAAUUUGAUUCCAAAACGACUUCCAAUCGAAGCCUUCGUUCUCAACAAUGCGUUCACAACUGAAUCGCGUUCUCAACAAUUGAUUUUUUCUCAACUUUUUGGAAAACUUUUUCUCUUAUCUCAAAAUCGAACGAAAAUUCACGAAAAAUAUUUCGAACUUUGUUUGGAAAAAAGCCGCGAAAAAAAUGCGCAAAACUUCUGGCCUCUCGCGCUCAGCGCUCUUCUCACGGCUCCCAAAACCGUUGUUCGCGUGCCGGCGGCCGCCGUUCUCUCUCUGGCCUCAGAUCUCGCGCUCGACGACUGUUCCGCGGAAACGGCGUUCCAAGUGUUGGAAGCGCUGCUCAUCACGUGA